UCGGACGUUUUGAUUUCAUUGUCUGGCUAGGGGACUGCUGAAGAAUUCUGCUGAAUUCGAGAGGUCGUUUGAUUUGACGACAAAAACAGAACCUCAGAGAGACAAAGACACCACACCAGGAGACCGAGCUAGCAUGACCAGUACUGCAGCCAGACCACCAUAACCCCCGGACAGUCGGACAGAGAGUAUCUGCUGCCUGGCCCUACUGCCUAGACCUCACCCCAGCCUGGCCCUGCUGCCUGGCCCUACUGCCUAGACCUCACCCCAGCCUGGCCCUGCUGCCUGGCCCUACUGCCUAGACCUCACCCCAGCCUGGCCCUGCUGCCUGGCCCUACUGCCUAGACCUCACCCCAGCCUGGCCCUGCUGUAUGGUUGAUCUGCACCCCUGCAGAGCAGUAUGGAGGCAUGGCAGGAUAAACAAGGCCUGCAGACGAUGAACCUGCGGUCUGUGUUCACACUGGAGCAGCAGCGAGUCCUGGAGAGCUACUAUGACAACGGGAUGACCAAUCAGAGCAAGAGCUGCUUCCAGCUGAUCCUUCAGUGUUCUCAGGAGACCAAACUGGACUUCAGCGUGGUGCGGACCUGGGUGGGCAACAAGAGGCGGAAGCUGGCCUCCAGGGCUGACCAGAAUACGGGCGUGUCCCACUCCAAUCACGGCCUUUCUCUGGGAGCUCUCUCCAAUCACAGCCUGGCUGGGGGAGCUCUGUCCAAUCACACGCUAGCGGGCGGGGCUUUAGUGGCGGGCACCAUGCUGACAGCAGAGAUGGCGGCGGCUCGGAACAUCCAGAGAGGCUCCUCCUACCUCCUCCCUCCAUCCUCCUCCUCUUCCUCCUCUCCUCUUAGCUCUGUCAACAACAACAAUGAUGUCAUCCUGACUGGGAGUUACUCUCUAGACUCCGCUUCUGGUUCCCGGCCCACUGUUAAGCCCCUCUCCUCUCACUCUGACCCUGAGCUAUCUGCACAUGUCCAUCAAACUCAGCUCAACCAAUCACAGCACAGGAGGAAUAGUUCUGUCUCCUCCACCCUCCAGCUCCACUCCAGAUUGGGUACCAUGUCACUUCCUCGCUGUAAACCCCCCUCACUCUCCUCUUCCCCCUCCUUCUCCUCACCCCCCGGCCACCCCAUCCACAGCCUGACCAAGUGGGGGGGUUUCCCCACUGGUAGGGGAGGGGGGGCAGAGGGGCAGGAGGGGCUGGGGCAGGGGGCAGUAGGAGGGGCAGGAGGGGCUGGGGCAGGAGGGGCAGGAGGGGCUGGGGCAGUAGGAGGGGCAGGAGGGGCUGGGGCAGGGGGGUCAGUAGGAGGGGCAGGAGGGGCUGGGGCAGGGGGGGCAGUAGGAGGGGCAGGGGGGGCAGUAGGAGGGGCAGGAGGGGAUGGGGAAGGAGGGUUUGGGGCAGAGGUGGCAGUAGGAGGGGCAGGAGGGGCUGGGGCAGGGGGGGCAGUAGGGGAGGUACCUCGGAGCUGGGCAAGACAGUAUGGUUCUCUCCAGCCUGGCCCCUGGCCCUCUCCCUCCCAGCUCCAGCCCAGGCUUCACUCCAACCCCCAGACUCUCCCACCUCACCCCACCAGGCCCCGUCCCUCCUCCCCUGCCCCUGCCCCUCCCCCUCCUCACCCUAACCCUCCCCCUUCAGACCACUCCCCCCCCAUUCAUCAGGUCUUCAGCCUAUUGGAGAGGGGGGAGGGGGAGGGACUAGGACAAGGACAGCCUUCUGAUAGGAGCAGGCAGGAGAGACACAGACAGACUCCCCGCCCCUCGGACGCUAUUGGCUGCCUCUCUAUCGCCAUGGAGACGGGUGAUGAAGAGGAUGAGUGGCAGAGGGAGGAAGAGUUAUCCAACAUGGCUGCCACAGCCCGCGGGGACCUCCAGAGAGGCCAGGGGGGGAGGGACAGCCUCAGCCCCAGCAGGGAAGAGGGAUCUGGGGGGAGAGACCUCACAUCCCCCUCCCUGGUACUCAGCAGCUCCAGGCCUGGUCCAUACCCUCGGGGCAGCUACCCAGUUACUACAACACUACAGACCUCACCUAGUAUACAGGUUCCCUCUGCUCCGUGGCUCAUCAAUAACUCCAGGAAGAGAACUCUACAGGACAGAACCCAGUUCAGUGAUGUGGACCUGGUCCAGUUGAAGCGGUACUGGGACCGAGGGAUGACCAGUCUGGGUUCUGUCUGCAGAGAGAAGAUCAACGCAGCAGCCAAUCAGCUCAACGUAGACACUGAGAUAGUCAAGACGUGGAUCGGGAACCGGAGGAGGAAAUGCCGUCUGAUGGGCAUAAAGAUCCCGCCCCCUAAAAGUGGGCAGGCCUUGUUCCUGACAUCACAGGAAGGGGAGGAGUCUCCCUCUGCACUGAGUUCCGAUGGGGAGGGGCUUAGAACGGCAGAGCUGGGAGACAAUCUAAACGAUGGAGCGUCCUUUUGUCUGUCCGAGGAUGGGACCAGUGAGCCAUACCAGAGCGAAGAAGAGAACGGAGUAGAGGAGGAGAGCAGCAGCGCCCCCAUGGCUCACAACGUGAAGAUAGAGGUGAUUGAUGAUGAGGAGGAUGGUGUUGAGAUGGUCGGAUCUGAUAUGGAAAACAUGCAGAACCUCCUGGAGUUUAAGUUGGAGGAGGUGCAGUAUCUGGAAAACCAACUAGAGAACCAGAAUCAGAGAUAUAAUGAGUUGGAGACCUUCACCAAGAGUCUCCUGACUGCUGUACGGACCAACAACCUGGACAGACAACAGGAGCUCCUAGCCAGCCUACCUCAGCCUUCAGAUCAGGACUGGGACAUGAGUCCAGAGGGAGGAGCCAACUCAAUCUCCAUAACAACACACUCUGCAGCCAAUCAUGAGUCCCCGUUGGCCACCGGGAGCAACGACAAGACACCAUUGGUCAACCCCAACAAGGACCUCCCAUUGGUCACUAUAAACGAAGACGGUUCAUUGAUUGCUGAGCUCAACGAGUCGUCUGUAUCAGAGGAACUAGAGACUGAGACCGGACCAGAGUGACUACUGACACACACAAACACACUCCACACCCCGGGCCUGUGGAUGGAUCCUAAACUAACCCCAGGCCUGUGGAUGGAUCCUAAACUAACCCCAGGCCUGUGGAUGGAUCCUAAACUAACCCCAGGCCUGUGGAUGGAUCCUAAACUAACCCCGGGCCUGUGGGUGGAUCCUAAACUAACCCUGGGCCUGUGGAUGGAUCCUAAACUAACCCCAGGCCUGUGGAUGGAACCUAAACUAACCCCGGGCCUGUGGAUGGAUCCUAAACUAACCCCAGGCCUGUGGAUGGAUCCUAAACUAACCCCGGGCCUGUGGAUGGAUCCUAAACUAACCCUGGGCCUGUGGAUGGAUCCUAAACUAACCCCAGGCCUGUGGAUGGAUCCUAAACUAACCCCGGGCCUGUGGAUGGAUCCUAAACUAACCCUGGGCCUGUGGAUGGAUCCUAAACUAACCCCGGGCCUGUGGAUGGAUCCUAAACUAACCCCGGGCCUGUGGAUGGAUCCUAAACUAACCCCAGGCCUGUGGAUGGAUCCUUAACUAACUGUGCUGUCUAGCAAUGCCUUUUCUAUUACAUAUCACUCUGCCUUGUCUGGUCAGGUUCCAGACACAACAAUAAACAGACUCCAUAAUAACUGA
Coregonus clupeaformis (lake whitefish) is the source of this 3610-nucleotide messenger RNA. RefSeq names its product highly divergent homeobox-like. The transcript is spliced from 12 exons. The record is from RefSeq and is a predicted model, not a curated record. Gene Ontology annotation, biological process: regulation of transcription by RNA polymerase II. Bases 398 to 2977 code for a protein of 859 amino acids. NCBI's taxonomy places the organism in Eukaryota, Metazoa, Chordata, Actinopteri, Salmoniformes, Salmonidae. Gene Ontology annotation, molecular function: DNA-binding transcription factor activity, RNA polymerase II-specific; RNA polymerase II cis-regulatory region sequence-specific DNA binding.